This is a messenger RNA of Porites lobata, 3907 nucleotides long. Lineage: Eukaryota; Metazoa; Cnidaria; Anthozoa; Scleractinia; Poritidae. The record is from the annotation of a GenBank genome assembly.
AUGUUCUUGGCAUGGAUUAAUGAGGUUUUUGGAUGGCAACAUCCCAUCAUUUAUACCACACCAUAUCCUUUGGUAAGUCUAUGGUGUACUAAAAAAAUUACAGGAAGUUAUAAAUCCUGAUGGUAGAGGGUUACCCCCUUCAUCAACUAAAUAAUAUUAUAGAGCUAUCAAAUAUUCUCAGCAACGUAAUUACAAUGUUAUGAUCAGACAAUAUCCUAGGGUGUACGCUAGAUGCCCCUUUAGUGGUACUCUUAAUUUAUAACAAAUCUUUCCUGGACUAAAUCUGUGGUCCCUUGUCAGUUUCCAUUAUCUCAGCUCAGCCUUACAAGAUAGUACAUGUAUGAUACUUUUGGAUAGAUUGUUCAACAAGCUGCACAGCAGAUGGUGCCCUUAGUGCUGUAUUUUGCAGAAUUUUCUUCCCCGGAUAUCCACCAGGAAGAUUUCUGUAGGUAUGUACAUGUACAUGGAAUUUCUUCAUAAGAGAAAAAUAAUACUUGUAGCAGACAGGUGUUUUGUAGAGGGAGUGUUUGGACCAGAAGGGAAAGCAAGCUGGUUUGCAGUCACAACUGCAGAAUUUGCUCAAUCUACGUACAGUAGAUAUGCUUAUUGUCAGAAUUUUUCAGAGAUCGCUCAAAUAAGAAAAUAUGGAAUUAUACCAUGAAUCCCAUAAACCAAAAUUGACAUGAUCUGAAAUGUUGAUCGACAGUUAUUCAUCAAAGUCAAUUGAAUUAAAACACAAAAGCUGAAAAUUGCCUUUCUUUUUAGGAAUAUCCUGACUGACCCUGAAGUGGUUCGUAUAUGUAACAACGUCUUCUUCUGGGCAAUAGGCAAUUGCCCAGAAAGCCUUGAAAGUAAGUUGAAAGACGAGAGAACAAUUUUUAGUUGCUACGAGAUAAAAAAAUCGAUAAGCAAUCGCAGUCCACAAACGUGGUUAGAUGAUACGAUAUCUUAGUUUUUAAAUAUUUUAGUUAGUGUUGUAUAAUACCCAGUACAAUUAGCAUCAAAACUGAUUAUUGUGCCCCUAUAAUAAGGAUCAGAACUCAUCUCCACUCUUUUUUUUUUAACAUAAACAGUCCAAAGAGCACUUCUUCAAGGCCAUCAAAGAGCACCAGUACUUGUUGCCAUCACCCAUGAUGCUUUUGGAAGGCAAAUGACCCCUCGCACCCUGACUGAUUGUAAGUGUCAAUUCUACAAUUAUCAUUACUUUUUGUUAUUCUAUAACAGUUUUUUACUGAUUUUUUCUUGUUACGAGUUACCAUUGUUGAUUAUUGGUAUUAUUGCCGGUGACUAAUUUUCAAAGUGCACUCGUUUGAAAAAAACAUAGUCAUGGUUAAAUGGUUUAAUGUCAGCAUAUAUGAGGAAGAUAUAUGAGGAAGAAGAGAGUAGGUCUCACGACAGAAGUAAUUUUCAUUGGUGCUAUUUCUCAUAAGAAAAGGAAGACUAUUCGACUGCUGUGCAGCACUAUCCUGAAAGCUGCAAUUCUCUAGUAGAGCAAUUAAUCAUUUUGCAGUGUUAGAAUGCAGUUAACCUUCAAAAAUGUCUCUUUCCUUCAUUGUUAACCAGCCUACUUUUUCUACAUCAUUUAUGUCUCUAAUGUGACACCCAGCAACAAAACAAGUUACAGCAAAUUGUAAGCAUUAAAGUUACGGAGCUUUAAGUUUGUAAAAAUUUUCUGCAAGAUGCCAUGCAAGCACACUGUAACAGGACUCUGACAAUGUGUGCAAGAAUAGAUGCUCAGUGCAAUAAAAGAAAUUACUCCCGUUUAUAUUAUGAUAUGCAUGGUUUAUGGAAGUCUAACCUUCUAUUUCCAACUUUCAAACGUUCGGUUAAAAGAAAAUCUUAAACAAGCCUUGAUCCUUAAUUUAUUUUUUUUCAGUAAGUUACAAUAAUUAUUACAAAAUGUGUUAAUUGCUAUUCAAAAUCUUGUCUUGAUAGUUUUAAUUUCUUUGGCUUAUUUAUUCUUUCAGUAUCUGCACAAGAAGUAGUUAACUUUAUUUGUAAUGCUGUGACUGUGCAAAACACUCAGCUGCAAGCAAGGUACAUAUUCUACUAUUAAAUUCAAAAUGUAAUUCACAUAAGACCAUGAGGAAUCAAACCUUAUAAGAAUUAUGUUAUGGUAAAUACUCUAUUCAGUUCAACCUUAAACUGCAACCUGCACAUCUACAUGUAUAUUUUAUGUAAAACAAUACAGAUGCUUCAAUUUGUAACAAAAUAAUGUGCCCAACACAAGAAAAACAAAUUACAUUCUAAUUUAUAUCAGAGAUUUUUCUUUACUACCCUUUGGAAACCACACUUCACCACACAUUUCUGCCAUUUCGAGUUAGCAUUGUGGACUACUGAGAGAAAAAAAACUUAUUGUCUAUACAUGUAAGUAGAUGGAUCUUAACUGUAUUGGGGAGGGGAGGGGGUGUUGUGGGGGGGCUUAAAAAGCAGCCUUUUACAGAAUUCUAGCCUUUUGUCUUUCCAGCCAGAGAAAGUUUAAAAUUUGUUUCCAAGGAAUACAAGUCUCAAAAGGACCCACAACUUGAAAGGAAGCUCUCUAAAUAAUAUUGAAUACCUGUGUUGGUUUGUUUAAGAAUACACAUAAACUUAAAAUAUGCAUAAAAUUGUUUUCUUAGGACAAAUAGAGAAUUAAGAGAACAGCAAGACAGAGAAUAUCAAGAAAGUCUUGCACAAGACCAGGAAAGGGUUAGUAGCUUAAGCACAACACAACACAACAACGAUGCAAACAAAAACAUUCUGUUUACUUCAAUUAAAGAGGAUAUCAGGGAUGAAGUUUAUAUAUUUUUUGAUUUAUCCAUUUUUAUAAGGAGAGACAGAGAGCAGAGGAGAGACAGAGGGAAGAGGAGAGGCAACAAAGAGAGGUAAUUUAUGACAGUGUUACUUUGAUAAUUAAGUACUUAGUUUCCUUAAAAUCAAAAUCAUUAAAGUACAGAACAGCAAGAAUAACAAUUUAAUAACCAUUUACAUCUAUUUUGACAAGCAGGUCCUUUUAGUUGUAAUAAUUAAAUAAAGUUUCUUAAUUACAAUAAUCUUGACCUUAAAGAGCCAUAAUUAAAAAAGCAGCUAAGAAAGCAGCCAGAUUUUUCUUGUCAUUAUCUGAAAACCCCUGGUCAAAUUAAAAUCUUACUUUUUCAUGUUAACAUGAGCUUACUCGAUAUAGUAAAUUGCAGCCAAUAGUCUAGUAAUGUAUUGUCUCUCACUGUAUUUAGGCCGAGCAGCUCAGAGAAGAAGAAAGAAAUAGAGCAGAAGCAGAACGCCGAAAUGCUGAGGUAAAAAAAAAAAGUCUUGGAAAGGAAGAAUCCUAAAACCAAAAACGAUUGAUUUAAAAGAUCCUUAGUUGGUUGCAGUGUUAAAAUAUUACUCAGCUGUUUUGCUUUGCUUUGCCUUGCAUUGCUUGGAGAAACGUUUUGUGUUAUGCCUUAAUCUUGGAUUAAACUUAACCAUCUUUUGAGAAACCGGGUUCUGGUUAUCUUUUGCACAAAGAAAAUCACAUCUAUUUAGAGAAAAUUGUAGUUAAUUAGAGAUGCCCACUAACCUAUGCCAGGCUCUCAGAUAUUAGGAUGUCAAGUAAAAAUAAGAUGCUUUUCCUUUAGGAUGAACAUGACACUAGGUCACUUCCAGCUUCUUAGUUACACUAGUGUUUAUUCACUUGUUAUGCUUACUCUGAAGCUCGUGCUUCAAUGUCUGAUACAAGAGAAUUAAUAUCAAUUAACACCAGUAAAUUUAAAACAAACUCUCAUCUUUAUAGGCAAUACGUGAGGCAAGAGAGGGGCUACCUCCAGAGCCUCUGGAAAAUGAAAACACUUUAACAGUGAGAAUCCGUGGCCCAAAUGGAAAUUCUGUACUGAGGACGUUUUUCAAUCAUGAAACCACACAGGUAAAACAAAGUGAAUCACCCAUGUAA